Molecule: messenger RNA, 5936 nt
Organism: Porites lobata
Lineage: Eukaryota; Metazoa; Cnidaria; Anthozoa; Scleractinia; Poritidae
Source: the annotation of a GenBank genome assembly
AUGAGCCCACGAUGCUGCUGUACCAUUGGAACACACACGACGAUCCACGACGAUCACUUUUCGGCGACGAUUGAAAUCUGGUUAGGUUUUUAUGUUUUCCAGAUGUACAGCGCAAAAUACUCUAAAGCACAAAGUUGUGCCUAUUUCUGCUCAAAGAAUGUCUUGGUGGCCCUCAACACUCUAUACAUCGUAAGUACGCGGCGAAGAAUUUCAUAUUUGUGUAGCAGCGAAUCAUCACGAGCUUAAAAUAUUGUUUGGACUAGGAAAAUGAUUUUAAGGCUUACGUGGCAUUUUGCGUUUAUUUUGUCUGUAUUUUCUGCUUCUUAUCAGAUUGAUGAAAUGUAAAUCGUUGACUACUUAAAGUGAUAUUGAGACCUAGAAACUGGCAACUUUAAUGGCGGUUUGCCGAAGGAAAUGUUUAUAAACCAGGUUAUAAACCGCUGUUACCGUGUUGUUCAUUUGCAUGCCAACUGCUGGAUUACAAUUGUUCAGGACUGAAAUUAAAGUGACAGUGGGUUUUGUACUGUCACCACUAGCUUGAAGAACAUUCUAAUCACGCUAAAACUUCUAGAUCGCCGCCACUUUAUGUAUUUCUGAUUUGUCUUUGUUAAAAUCAACUACUGUUUUUUUAAUCUUUUAUGUUUUAGUAGUCUUAUUGAGCACCUUGCCGUUCCACGUUUCUUGCAUAAAUAAGUUUGAGUUAUUUUGAGUGGCACGUUUAACUAAUACGCCACCAAUCCCAUCUAACAAUCACUGAGUUUGGGUUAUCAAGUUUUAUUUACAAGAAAUGAUCCAUACAUUGUUCAAACUGCUGAAAGAUUGUAAUAAGCUGGUUUGAAUUCUACAAGGCAAAAAAUCAUUCAUCCAAAAUAUUUUGAAUGCAAUUUUGAAGUUCACAUUACUGUUUCAACUUUUCAAAUUUUUUAGGUUCCAAUCUAUCUAUCUACUGGGUAAUCCCAAUUACAUAUCAACAAUGAAAUGCUUCUUUGAUAAGUUUGCAAUAAAGCUUAUUUUAAUGCGGCCUGGCCCUGUAUGUCCUGAUGUAUUGCUCAAUACUUACAGUCAAGGCAGGUCAAGCGUACCCCCAAGAUUUUAUUAAUGAAAUGAUUAUUUUAAUAAAUAAAUGCAUUAGUCAUUCUCAUGACAAAUGUCAAAUUGAAAUCUGCAUUCCUGUAUGCGAAGUGAGAAAUGAAUAUUUUUCGAGAACUUCUCUGUAUUUGGUCAGACUGAAAAUCUUUGAAUGAAUAGAAUUACUUUGAAGACAUUCACAUAAAAUUCAAGGAAACUGAGCCGGUAGAAAUUUCAUAACUGCCUGGCGUGUGAAUCCACUGCUCAUUAUGCAUGCAAGAAUGCAGUGAUGAUUCUGAAAUCUGCAACUACAAACAGAUUCAACUUUUGAACAAUGAAUUCAUUAAUGGAAUCUUGGGGGGUAUGCUUGACCUGACCUGACUGUAAAUAGGUCUGCACUGCAUGCAAGGACGAACCAGGAGUUUUUUUGUAGGAUCUAAACUUCUACUUUACUUCCUUCAUGUUUUUAGAAUAAACUUCAUUAUAAGAGAAAUUGAAUAUGCAUUAAUUAAGUCCUGGGGGAUUACUUCUAUAUAUUAAGGAUGAGACAAACAAAAAAUUGAAUUGACACUCUAUGUAAAGGUUCUUAUCAGAAACAGACUCGCUAUUCAAGGGAAAAACAAAGGAUAAGAAUAAAUGGUAAAACGUACUAAACCUUCAUUAAACUGUGUUCAUACUAUGAACUGAUGAUAGUUUGUUUCUUAUCUAGCUGGGUACCCUAUAAUCUAAGGAUCAGACUGGGAACACAAUGCCAAGAAGGGCAAAAAUGAUACCCUAUUGAAGGAUUGAGACCCUCAAAAGCCAUACCCUAAUGGGCAGCAUCAGGGGCGGAUCCAGGAUUUUUUUUAGGAGGGGGUGCACUCGUCUCAGAUUGCUCUACUUCAACACCAAUAAACCACAUAGUUUUUCUCUUUUUUUGCAAAAUAUCAGUUGUAUUAGAAAACCGCAGGUCAUCUCAAAGGGGGGGUGCACACCCCCUGCACCCUCCCCUAGAUCCGCCCCUAAGCAUGUACCUACAUGUAUCUUGCUCUUACAUUGGAAUACCCCCCUGAGAUUAAGUAACAUAACUUAAUGCUUAAGAAGUGGUGCUUCUCAAGCUACAUUAAUUACACCAGGAAAGUUGAGAACGAUGACUUUUCAGGAAUAAUUGUAAAUCUGCAAACUCUCCAGGGAUGCCACAUGUUAUGUCUCAUGAUAUAUUCAAUUAAUUCUGUCUCAUUCCAAUCAUUUAUUUAGGAAUGCUAAGCAAACACAGCCAUACAAACUACCCUGAUAGAAAACAGCUGAUUUUACGACACUAUAUACCCAAUACUACUGGUUUCCCCACUAAAUGACAUUUGAGAAACCCUGGGAAACAAUUGGUGGCAUCAUAUUGAAUAUUGUUCCAUACCUUUUAUUCUUCUGCAGUGUUUGAUGUGUUGCUCAUUAAUUUUUUUGUUUGUUUUCUUUUUUAGUUUAUAGCCUUGAUAUUGAUAGGAAUAGCUGUUUAUGCAAAAACAUCAGCUAAAAUAACAAGUUUGCCGAUCCUUGGUGGUGUGGUUGCAUGUGGUGUCUUUCUCCUCCUUGUUGCAAUAUUGGGUGUCGUUGGUGCAGUACGGCACAACCAAGUUAUCUUGUUCUUUGUAUCCUUUGCCAAUUAUUCGUGACAAUUAAUUUGUUAUUUUAUUUGCAGUUAAUUAAGUUUAUUGCUUGAUUGCUAAAUGUAACUUUGUUAUUCCGUUUACGAACCUUAACUUUCUUAUUUAGUAUAUGGUUAUUAUGUUUCUUCUCUUUAUUAUCCAAAUGUCUGUUUCAAUUGCUGCGGUAGCUAUCUCUCAUGACCAACAAGCCGGUCUUAUGGAGGCAGGAUGGAGGAGAUCAUCUGACAAAAUAAAAAAAAUCAAAUCCAGUCCUUAAAAGAUUGUUGUGGAUUCAAAAAUAAGACAUUAGUAACUGACUCAAAAACUACGGACCCUGAUGUUAAAGCCCUUGGGCAUCCUAGUUGCAAGGAAGUAAGUAGAAGGAAUUUGUUGUGUAUUUCGCUAUAACCAGCUCCAAUUCCAUUAUUUGUUUUUUAAAAAACCAGAAAAAUUAUCUCCUUGAUAGUCAUUCUGUCCCUAAGUUUAUGUUUUCUGUACGCUCUGCACCCAAGCAGGUAAUUACUGAGUAAUCUAGAUAGCUAAGAACGCCUAUCACAGUGUGAAACCUUGAUAUAACAAAGGGCCAAGGGGCUGGCAAAAUUUGUUUGCUACAAUGAGGUUUCGUUAUAUCAAGGUUCUUUUUUAUGUAUUUUAUCAUUCCUGGGGUAAAGAAAGUCGCUUGUUAUAGUAAGGACUUGCUUAUAUAGAGGUUCGUUAUACUGAGGUUCUACUGUAAUAUAAUCUCUCACCUUUGUUAGAUUUCCUAGUCACGUUAACUUACAAUAAUUUUAUUAACUUUUGUUCAACGCGUUUAAUAUUAUGUUACAGUGUAUGUGAGUGACUAAACAAAGAAAUGAAUAAAUAAUUAUUUUUGUCACUUCUUAAGGUCGUUUGCGCUAAUUGUUUCUGCGCAUCCCUACUGCGCACAAAAUUCAUAGCGCAAUAUCACGUCACGUCAUGCAUCGAGCGCGCGCUGAGAAAACUGUCUAAGCACAUAUAGGGCUGGUAACCGUUGCGUUAACUUCGCUUGCAAUUUCCUUUCUUAGAUGGUCGGUGACACCCCAUUGUUUUCGGUAGACCACUUUCUCUUCCACUUCCCAUAGAUUGUGAAAAAAUGAACAAAAAAUCAAUUUGGGAAGGUAAAAAAUUUUCAAUUUUUCUGUGUAUGCGGCAACGAAUUUUGGCAUUCGUGCAGCUGUUAGAAGAGUAUAAAUGUGUCCGCUAAAUGAUAAAAUCAACUCUGAGGAAGUUUUUUAGUUCACCGAAUUUUGUUUAUGGAUCCACAAGAGCAAUAAUUGGCGGAUAAAAUUUCAAUUCAGGGAUUUAUUUAUAGACUUUUUGCACAAACAGGCACUUUAUCCGUAUGUAGUAACGAAGCCCGAUUUCUCAGAUUUUGGGUGAUCUUUUGAACAUCAUAUCUCGAAACAAACUCGGUGACCCCCAAUUUUUUACAUUUUUGACAUGAGUAUAAACCCAUAAUCUCAAACUGGUGAAAGUUUCAGAAAAAACUCAAUGUUAGAAGAUUUUCGCGCGAACGUCCUUAAGCGGUCAAAGGCCACGUUUUUUCUGGGUAGGAGCAUAUGAGCACCAAAGGUCCAAAUAUCUGAGACAAUUGUGACUCGAUAUAGUUACUAGGGGGUCGUGGGUGGGGCAUUCCACUCUAAACAUUUUCGUGAAAUUGGAUGGUCAUGCAGAGGGUGCAAUUCACGAGUUUCAAAUGCAAUCACAUAAUCAUCAGGCAAUAGAUGUUGCUUGUAAAACUUGAAAAUCCAAUAACACUUUCCACUGCAUGCAUUAUCGAUGGUGUAGAGUAAUUCCAUUAAUACUAUUACCUGGUCAAUAGAGCAACGAGUCAUUUGAUUUAGCUUUGAUUUAAGUAAUAUACCAUAUUCCCUCAUAUAAUAGCCAUCCCUCAAUUAAUCGCCUCCCUCGAAUAAUCGCCCCCUUUAAACGGAAAUAUUUAAAAUAAUUGCCUCCGUCAAAUAGUCUCCUCUCUGCCACCCCUUUUGCCAUCUUCCCUUUCUUUCAUACCCUCCCUGUCAAGUUGAAGUGCAAUUUUUUUAUUUGAUGGGAUAAAAAUUUAUAUACAGCUGUUGCAAGAAAGGAAAAAGUGCACGCGACAAUUUCGAAAGGUAUUGUGGGUGGUUUUUAGGUCACUGUUUUUCAAAGAAAUUUCAAAUAAUGGCACGAGAGGCCAUGGACAUACGUUUGCGAGGGCUAAAGGAAAGCAAACAAAAGUAGGUUCGACAGCUACUGUGUCAAGAACAAGUGUAUUGAUCAUAUCACAUAUUACCUUUCAGGAUUGUCGCGUGCACAAUUUUUGCGACAACCUUUCUUGAAAUAGCUGUAUAUUUAGGGCACAACUUCCAGUAAGCAAUAUUAAUUUAAAAUAGUCACCUCCCUCAAAUAAUCACCUUCCCUCAAAUAAACACCCCCUUUUUGUGCGAAAAAAAUAAUAACCACCCCUGGCUAUGAUAUCUAAAAAACUAAAGGUAUACUCAAAGUGUCGUAAUUUGUGGGUUAGCUGCUCUGAGGGCCACUCAAGGGAAGAGUGCUUCUGAUUGGUUGAAUCAAAUUUCCCACACGCCACGACCAUUCAGAAGCACUACCCAGAUUUGGGUAGUGUGACGCAUCAUCAGUAUGGAAUUUCUGCUCUUGUUUCCCAGACGUAAUUUCACGGGGAAACCAAUGGUGGCGUCACAAAAUGUCAUCUGUCUUCUCAGGCUAAACUUCAUGAAAUAAGAUUAUUGUGAAAAAAUUGUUGGUAACAAAAAUGUAAACCACUCAUCGCCCACCUUUACACUCCUUCUGCAUGCAUGGUCCAAAAAGACACCCUGUUCAAGGCACUUAAUGGUGGAUUUGUGCACCCUGUGUAAGACUCAAGACUCUGGAAACAAUACUGCGUAGAUCGGCACAGACCCGUAUAGGCCAAAUAAGGGAGUGCCCCUCCCAAUCUCCCAGGGUUAGCUACCAUAAUUUUAAUACUUUUCUGAUAAAAAGAAAAGACUGAGAAGUAAAAAUAAAUUUCAAAUAGGCCCCCCAAGCUGGGCACCUUAUUGGUAAAAAUAAUCUUCAUAUGAACAAAUAGUAAUGUGUGACUGUUGUACAAAUUCCUUUCAGUUAAAGUGCUGUAGAAAUUUUGGUGACCCAUGUGACAGCUGCGAGACUUGUUAUAAUGCUCUGGAGGGUUUAGUGAAUCAUCUUCUAAAAGUGGCCGGUGGUGUUGGAUUGUUCUUCAGUUUUACUUUG